Molecule: messenger RNA, 540 nt
Organism: Quercus lobata
Lineage: Eukaryota; Viridiplantae; Streptophyta; Magnoliopsida; Fagales; Fagaceae
Exons: 2
Coding region: 1-540 (179 amino acids)
Molecular function (GO): catalytic activity
Source: RefSeq, a predicted model, not a curated record
AUGAAUAUUCUAAUUUGGAACAACAAAGGAGCUUUAAAACCUUCUUUUCAGACUAAUAUUCAUGAGUUAGCGCGUAGGCAUAAUCCGGCUAUUCUUGUAGUGAUGGAGACUAAGUUGGGUGGUAACAAAGCCAGGGAAGUCUCAGAUAGAUUGCCAUUUGAUGGAGCCAUUCAUAUGGAGACGAUUGGUUUCACUGGUGGAUUGUGUCCCAGAGUUGAAGAGAAAUGUAUUCUUUGGAACAAUUUAUCUAAGGUUGCAGAAUUGCAUAAUAAGCCAUGGAUUAUGGUGGGGGAUUUUAAUGAGCCUCUUGUGCAAGAGGAUAAAUUUGGAGGCAGGGGGGUUAGUGUUAAUUGGUCUUUGGCCUUCAAAGAUUUCUUAGAUUUUUGCAAUAUGGUUGAUAUGGGUUUUUCUGGUCCAAGGUAUACUUGGACUAAUAAAUGGGACAUCAACAAUCUCAUUCUGGAGAGGAUUGACAGAUUUUUCAUGAACCCAGAUUGGUGUGUUCUCUAUCCUGAAGUGAAAGUUUCCCAUCUUCCCUGA